This is a messenger RNA of Spodoptera exigua (beet armyworm), 2655 nucleotides long. The record is from the annotation of a GenBank genome assembly. NCBI's taxonomy places the organism in Eukaryota, Metazoa, Arthropoda, Insecta, Lepidoptera, Noctuidae.
AUGUCUAAACACAAAAAUAAUAAAAAUCCACCUACCGGUGAGGAGAAGGCAAGCGAGGUCAGCUCGCUUGGAGGCGAUAGCGAGGGCCAGGUUGGCUCUCGGGUUCGUGGGGAGGCGCUGGCCCCGUCCAGCAAGUCUCGGGCACGGGCCCCGGGGAGGAAGGAGUCGGACUCAGAGUCCGACUCAUCAUUGUCUGGCGUCAGCAUCGCGCUGCGCCACAAAAAAGACCGGGGCGUUUUCAAACGUCCCAGGUUGGAGGAUGGCCGAGAGCCGUCCUCCAUCGAGCAGGAGGCCCCAGCCCCCAAAAUCCCCACGGCUGCGCGGGGUAGGGGCAAGGGGAAGGGCUCCACAAGAGCGGCUGGGAGCCGCUCUGAGCCGGCAGAGCGGCUGGCAGCGGAGGGGAGCGCCCUGGGAAAGGCUGCCCCCUCGGACUCCUCGGAGAUGGAGGUGUCCGGAGGUGAGGAUUCUGCAGGCGGCGCUGAGAGCCUCCGCCUCCAGGUUAAGGAAGCACUCCGCAUGCUGGCUGGGCAAAAAACCCAGGCUGGCAGGAACGGAGUGCUUAAGCACGCGGAGGCCGCAAUAAUGUCGGCGGUAUCCCAGAAGGGCUCAGCAGAGCGGCAGAUGACCGCUCUGCAAAAAGAGAUGGCCGGAAUGAGGCGCGAGCUGGCCCGAUUAGCGGCUGCGAACUCUGCCCUGGAGGCGGAACUUCGUGCAGCAAAGGCGGAACUCGCCGCUGCUCGCGCGGGUCGUCCCCAACCCUCGCAGCCAGUGGAGGCCGACCUUCUUGGCCUCAUGCGGCAGGAGAUGGCCGCCUUCCAGCAGCGUUUCGACGCUCUGGAGGGUAGGCUCCUUCGACCCCCGCUCGCAACUGGCACUUAUGCAGCCGCGGCAGCGAAGACGAAGCAGCCACCUAGCCGCGGCGUCAGAGCAGACGCUCCGGUGGAGAAAAGGGCGAAAGUGCCCCCUGCGGCGAAACCACCGAGAGCCCCGCCGCUGACGAGGACGCCUAUGGCUCAACCGGCACCGGCUCCUGCUAAGAAAACUACAAUGGUGGAGCGCGCUCCACAGACAAAACAAGACGAACAGUAUCCUCUGUUGAAGUCAGACACUGGCGGUGGUGAUGGCGGGGUACAACCUACUCCAACUCUCGUCAGUCCAGGCUGGGGGGUCACUUGUGCUCCGAAACAAUCCUGGCUUGUCCGCUGGCCUGAGUACAUCUCGGCUUGUUGGAUGACGCUGAUUUUGUUGGGGAUAUCCUUCUUAGUGUUUUAUGCCCUGGGCAUGGAGGCGUAUCGAAGGCAACCCGUGUUGAUCAUUAAAUGUAAUUCUACUAAGCCUGGAAGCGAUGUCUUCUAUCAUCACAUUGUGCCACGAGGAGGCUUUGUUCCUUUCCUUAUAUACGAGGAUUAUAUUGCAAGCAUGGCCAAACAGUACCCUGGUUUGCAUUUCCACGUUUACUUCCUCAACGAUGAUUCUCUACAAACUGCUUUUAGAGGGCCGAGGCAUCCUAGAUUUAUUAAUAAACUAAUCCCAUAUUCUGGCAGCAAUACUCCCUUCUCUUACCCGAAAUUAGGAGAUUAUAAUAUUAUUAAGAAGAAAAUUGAAGAUUUCGAAGAAAAACACCAAAAUGUCAAUAUUACUAUAAUGUCUCUUAGCAAGUACAUGUCAAUGACAGCUCUGAAAUACAAAUGGAGAUCUAUACCACUCCCCUAUUUACUUUUCUACGCGAGGGUCUUCUCAGUCUGGCAAAGUGGAGGGAUCGCCAUGGAUUUAACUACAUUUAAUAACAAUCAUUUGAGUCGCCAACAUGAAGAUCGUAGAAUUGCUGCCAUAUUGAAACAACAUAAUGAUGGUAUAAACGUUGAAGAAUAUAAAAAUGCAUUAAAUAAAAUCGAUCGUGAAGAAAACGAGUUUUGCACUGUAUUUUAUGCAUUAAUACACCAGCUUUUGAAUGAUACCCGGGCAUCUUUUACUAACUUUUUUGCUUAUCCUCAAAUAAUAGCUUCAGAAAAGACUGGAUCUCCAAAUGAGGCUAUGGUUCGUACAAAUAAGAAUAAACGGGAUGUUUUUGCUUCAGCAAAUGAUAAACGUAACGGAUCCGAUGGCGUUUCGAAUGUUUUUGUUGAAGUUAUGAAUCCACAAAAUAAUACCGAAUUAAAAAAGAGUGAAUAUAAAACUCUAACAAGCCCCGAACUAGAGGUAUUAAAAAUUAAUGAAUCUCUUAAGGCUUUACAAGUAAAUAAUACCCAUAAAGUGGAUGGCAUUGUGAAUAACACAGAUGGAUUUAAUAAAUCAGAAACACAACCAGACAUGUUGAAUAAGUCCGAUACAGCUCAGGUGGUUUUGUUUUAUGACUUUUCUGUGUUUUCUGAUAAUCUUGGUCCUCCGUUCAUUUUUCCCGACACAAGUUUUCCUGAUAAUAGAAAAACUAAAAGUGUAAAAUCCAAUGAAAACGACAGUGCACAACUUCUCACUAUUGAUGCUGAAGGCAAGUUUGUGGCGGCAUCUUCAACAUUGCACGGGUUUUUGGGACAUUUGAUUAUAGCUGGUUGUCAACGUAUGCCUCCUAAAUUCGCCAUUCAAAAUACUCUCUUUACGCAAUGUUCCGAUAUGUUUAAGAAAGACUCGUAUUGUGACAACAUCUAUAUUCUUUAG